Benincasa hispida (wax gourd) is the source of this 761-nucleotide messenger RNA. RefSeq lists its product as uncharacterized. The record is from RefSeq and is a predicted model, not a curated record. Lineage: Eukaryota; Viridiplantae; Streptophyta; Magnoliopsida; Cucurbitales; Cucurbitaceae.
UGGCCCUGGCCCACCACCACCACCACCACCGCCUCCAACACGACGCUCCCUAUAUUCCCCUUUCUCCUCUAUUCCCUUAACAAAUCCCCCCUUUACCCUAUCGAUUCCAAUUCCUCUCUCCGGCGAGGUCUCCGGACCCCCGGCGGUGCAUCACAUGUCGGAUUCCGCCGACCACCGCCCACCGCCUUCAUCCUUAACACGCCCUUUCCCACUCUACAAGCAGCUCUCCUGGUCGCCUGAUGCUGACCGUGAGGAAGCCUGGCUCCGCCGCAAAACCCAAAGCAAGAUGCGCCGGAGUAAGAGCGUGACCGACGACGACCUCGAAGAACUCAAGGCCUGCGUCGAGUUGGGUUUUGGAUUCAACUCACCGGAGGUGGACCCUCGACUCUGUGAAACUUUUCCAGCGUUGGGAUUUUACCACGCUGUCAACAAGCAGUACAAUCGCACUCUCUCGAACUCGUCGGCGUCUCUCUGCUCUUCCCCUGUUUCUGACUCUGUUUCUCCCUCUUCUGUAAACAGCCCCGCCGCCAUAAUCAGUUACGGGGAGAAUCCGCAGACGGUGAAAGCAAGGCUGAAACAAUGGGCGCAGGUGGUUGCUUGUUCAGUACGGCAGUAUUGAUUCUUGCUAAUCAAUUUCAUCACCAUAUUUGUAUUCUGUUUUCUUUUUUCCUUCUAGGACUUUCGUUUCUGACUUGGUACAAAUUCUGAUCAACACAUAUACAUUUAAUCUUCAAUUAGCCAAGUUCCUUACUUUUUGUUUA